Molecule: messenger RNA, 928 nt
Organism: Zingiber officinale
Lineage: Eukaryota; Viridiplantae; Streptophyta; Magnoliopsida; Zingiberales; Zingiberaceae
Product: pathogen-related protein-like
Exons: 4
Coding region: 35-733 (232 amino acids)
Source: RefSeq, a predicted model, not a curated record
AAUUAAUUCCGACCCAGCUACAGAUAUACUGGCCAUGGCAGUUGCAGGCGAGGACCCCUACCGCUCCUUCAUCUCCGGGGAGGGCGAAAAGGACACGGUGUGGAGGUUUGGUGCUCCUCCGAACUACGACGUCGUCAACAAGCUCUUCGAAGAGGGCCGAACCAACAUAUGGCCUGUUGGAUCUCUAGAAGAAAAGGUACAGCGAAUGGUGAAGACCUGGGAGAUGGAGCUGGUCCACAAGGUGCGCCCACAGGACUUCAAAUCUGUCAACAUCGAGAAGUUCAGAUUGAGCGUCAAUGGGAGGAAAGGACUCACCUCUGCGGAAAUCGGUGAGAUAGGGGGCAGUUACAACGCCUUCCUGCAGACCAACUUGCCCAAGGAGCUGCGCAUCUACGACCCUGAAGAGGAGACGAGGCAGUCGUCGUCAAAGGAGUUCGCCACCACGUUCCCGCGGGGGUUUGCUUUGGAGAUACUGCAAGUCUACAGCGGCCCGCCGGUGGUAGCGUACAGUUUCCGCCACUGGAGCUACAUGGAGGGGCCCUUCAAGGGCCACGCUCCCACUGGAGAACUCGUCCAGUUCUCGGGCGUUGGCAUCUUUCACGUGAAUGAGGAGACGAGGGUGGAGAAUGUGGAACUGUUCUACGAGCGUGGAGAUUUCCUGUCGAGCUUCCUGAAAGGUGCGCCUUUAGCGCAGGGCGAGGCUGCUGGGGGCUGCCCCUUCGUUAGCUCCUGAAGACAUCAAUUUAAGUGGUACGGUGCAGUGAAAUGAAGAAAAACUUCAAUUGGUGUGGUGUUAUACAAGAGACUUUGUUGCUUUAAAUAAAAAUAUGGAAUAAGGGAUGGGAAGUAGAACUCAUCCAAUCAAUGUAUUUGAUCGCAAAGUUUAUCAAAUUGGUAGAUUUGAUCUUAAAAUGUUUGAUUUUUUUUU